AUGGACAUGAGCAGUAUGGGCGGUAUGUCCAUGGGCAUGAACAUGUUCCAGUCAACCAACAUGGAGCUGGCUCGUGACUUUUGGAUCAUUAUCGCAGGUGUGCUUGGCAGCAUCGCCAUCUUGCGGGCUCUCAACCUGUAUCAGUCGCACGAAAGAAUCCGUCGUAGCGCGACUGCUUCCGUCAAGCACCCUACUCGACCAAGCAACGGCUUCCAGCGGAUGUUUGCGACGUCGACAGCGAUUUUACGGGAGAUGAGCUAUCCGCAACUGCAACUACGCGCGGCGUGGAUUUCCUGGAUAAGCCCACCACCGCUGGGACGGUCUCUUGUCCUCCUGGUCUAUUGGGCUGUUAUUGCGUACAUGAUGGCAUCCGAGACUAGUGUCAAAGACGCAUACUUCUGGGAGCGUAUUGGCUUCCGUAACGCCUGGAUUACCACCAUGCAAGUGCCACUGGUAUAUCUACUCGCUUCCAAGUUCAGCAUACUGGGCCUCAUUGUUGGCGCAGGCCACGAGCGCCUCAACUGGCUUCACCGUUGGGUAGCCCGCACCAUGCUGGUCACAGCUACAGUACACGGCUUCUACUUCUAUACCGAAUGGGUGCAAGCCGACUUGGUCGAGAUGCAGAUGAGCAUGCCGAUGAUCCGCUACGGCUUCGCGGCCUGGGCUGUCCUCCUCUGGUCAUUUCUCAUCUCGCUAGGCCCGCUCCGCAACAUCUCCUACGAGUUCUUCGUCGCCCAGCAUGUCAUCAGUGCCAUCGUAUUUCUGUGGCUGGUCUAUGUCCACGUACCUGCCUACGCGCAGUCUGUUGUCUGGAUUUCCGUCGCCGCUCUCGCUUCGGAUCGCCUGGGCAGGACAAUGCAGCUGAUUCGCAACAACUUCAAGCUCAAGACGGGCGUGGGCCGACGACUUGGCCACCCUGCCAGUGUUCGGGCGCUUGGAUUGCAGACGACGGUGCUCACGAUCGAAAACGUGGGCUUCAACUGGCGUGCCGGUCAGCAUAUCUACCUCUGGCUGCCUGGGGUUGGGCCGACGCAAACCCAUCCGUACACGGUUGCCGGCAUUCGAGACACCGACAACUCUGGCAAAAGCUGUCGUAUCAACCUAGUCGUUAGAAAGCACUCCGGCUUCUCCCGCCGACUCCAUCGCUAUGCCUCACAAGCAGGCAACGAGUCCAAGACGUUGACAGCAUUCGUCAUGGGCCCAUACGGACACCCUCCAGCAUGUAAUCACUAUGAGACCCUUGUGCUCAUCGCAGCUUCUACCGGCGCUUCUUACACACUGUCGCUUCUUGAGGGCGUCGUCGCAUCGAGUAAAGCGAGUUGUGUCACGCGGAUUGACUUUCUCUUGAUGGCAAAGCAUUCCGACGAGAUCGAGUUUUACUUCGAGCGGCUUCGCGCACUGAUUGCGCAGGUAGAACAGAAGAAACUCGGGUUAGAAUUGUCAGUACAAAUCGCGGUGACUGGCGAUCCGGGUAUAGCCACGCCGGCUGCACUUGCCCGAUCCAUGAACGUCAAGCGUGCGUCUGUUGCAUCCGCAGAGAGUUACGUCGAUGACGGUCUCUCAGAGAAGAAUCGAUUCGACGUCGACGUUGAGGCUAGCGGCGCCAACCCAGCAGCGAACCGGCGGGAGGGUAACGGUGACGCCGAGAUUCAGUUUCUAACCACUCGUCCGGAUGUUGAGGAGUUCAUUCGAAGCCCCGUGGAAGCCGCUGGCGGCGAAUCCUUGGUGGUUGUUUGCGGAGGCUCGCCACUCGUGGCGACGGUCAGGAACUUCGUGAGUCGUCUGUCCGACGAGAGAGCCGUACACAAGGGCACAGGCGCGCAGGGGAUUUGUCUACACGCGGAACAGUACGGCUUCUAG
Molecule: messenger RNA, 1860 nt
Organism: Colletotrichum karsti
Lineage: Eukaryota; Fungi; Ascomycota; Sordariomycetes; Glomerellales; Glomerellaceae
Product: ferric reductase like transmembrane component
Exons: 2
Coding region: 1-1860 (619 amino acids)
Biological process (GO): iron ion transport; intracellular iron ion homeostasis; copper ion import
Cellular component (GO): plasma membrane
Molecular function (GO): ferric-chelate reductase activity
Source: RefSeq, a predicted model, not a curated record